UAGCUACACAUCCGUUUAAAUAAGUGGAGCUGAACGUCGUUGCCCUCCGUUCUCUGCUCGCGGGAGACCAGCGCUGCUCGGCGGGACAAGCGGCGACCACAGACCUCCUGUCAGCCCUCGGUAAAUGGAAAAGACGGGACCGGUUGGCUUUUUUCUCCACACAGACAAACCAGAGGAGGACGUAGCAGGGGAGAAGUUCCGGACUGCUGUCUCCACCACCUGAGGGAGAGAACCGCCGCGACGUCAUCAGCGCGUGGAGAGCCGCGAGCUUCAGGUUGCUAUGGUGAACAGCAGGGUGGAGGCAUCCACGGUGGCAGUGAUGGGCGUUGGCGGGGGCACGGCGUGCAGGCUGUGUGCAGGAUGCGGAGGACGGAUCGCAGACCGCUUCCUGCUCUUCUCCAUGGAGCGGUACUGGCACACGCAAUGCCUCAAGUGCUCCUGCUGCCACACUCAGCUGGGCGAGUACAGCAGCACCUGCUACAGCAAAGGAGGCAUGAUCCUCUGCAAGGACGACUACAUCAGGCUGUUUGGACACAGUGGUACCUGCAGUGCUUGUGGACAGUCCAUACCUGCUAGUGAGAUGGUUAUGCGAGCUCAAGGCAACGUUUACCACCUUAAAUGUUUCACCUGUGGUACCUGUAGGAACCGCUUAGUUCCUGGCGAUCGCUUUCACUAUGUCAAUGGGACGAUCUUCUGUGAGCAUGACCGGCCUGGAGGAGGUCUGCUCGGUGGACAUCCAACUCCACUGCAGGCCAACAGCAUGAUGUCCGACCAGAAGGUCUGCUGAGGAAGACGAUGGAAAACCAAAUGUGUGCCUUCUCCACCCACCUGUCUCCUUCACCCGCCUCCUCCACCUGUAAAUCCUGCCAUUGGUUGAGCACCCGCCAGUCACUCCAGUGUGGGUGUAGGAACCAAUACUGCUACUCGGUUCCAUUUCAAUAGAGACGGCUUUUGCUGAGUAGACAGUGAGGAGUGAAAGUGAAGAAUUCUGUUGGAGGCAUGAGAAUACUGACGGUGAUGGAAUGUAUUUCUACAGCACAUUGAUGUUUAUUGUGAACUGGGGCAAUAUUACUGAUAAUAUUGCUGUAUUGCAUGGCUAACAUGGUGAAAUGGAAGAUUGCUAUUGGAUUACUUCCCCUUGAAUCAUUCGCUUUUACCCAGCUAGCCAGUUGCAGUGGGCAUGGAGUGUCAGAAAUAACAUUUCUACAGGGGCGUAUGUAAGUAUACUUUCAAAAAUGUUAAACAAGUUUGGUGUUUCUUUUUUUUUACUGGUUAUGGAAAUUGAAGUUGCUGGAUGUUCAGUGAACAAGACAACAUCUAUAUUGAUACUUUAACUAAAUCUGUUAUUUUCUUUGAAAUAUUCAAUUACAUUUAUUUUGUCUAUUUGAUCCAUUUCUAACAUGUCAUUCUGCAGCUAUAACCAGAGUGGUUUGGGGGAAGGUGUAGUUGCCCUCGGUUGGUAGUGUUCCUGCCCCCGAAAGUAUUUGCUUGAAUUCUAUGUACACAAUUGUUUUGCAAAUCUGGUCUUAAGCUGCAUUACAGUAAUGAAGGACCACACCAGAAUCCUUUCCUUCUUCUAGCCCAUUAUCAAUAAAUCUCAUAAAUCAUUCAUUCUGUAUUUAUCUCAAUGAGAGUUGACCAGCACCAUAAGCCGUCAUGUUUACCUUUCUGACCAUUUCCACAUCACAUGUUGAAUAAGCACAGCAAUACGAUUCACUGGAACUAUUUUACAAUGAAUGGAAUGCAACACAUGCCAGUAGCUUUCCCUUUAAUAAUCAGACUUUUAAUGAGUAUGCAAAGAAUGUAGGGCGAAGCGCUGAUGACAUGCGUCUGUUAUACUGAUGAGUUAGUGCUUUGGAAAUGAUGCUGAAUUUACUGUGUGAAUUAUUGUAAUGGGAUCAUGGUAGUGCUAUCGUUCCCUGUUUUUUUAUUUUAUGGACUGGACUUGUUUUUGCUUGACACUUAUUAAAGAAUCAGACAUUAUUACCCCGAAACAUGCAUAUCUUAAUAAAUUGUAUUCUAAAUGUUA
Gasterosteus aculeatus aculeatus (three-spined stickleback) is the source of this 2029-nucleotide messenger RNA. It is a transcript of the gene lmo4la, whose product is annotated as LIM domain only 4a. NCBI's taxonomy places the organism in Eukaryota, Metazoa, Chordata, Actinopteri, Perciformes, Gasterosteidae. The record is from RefSeq and is a predicted model, not a curated record.